Molecule: messenger RNA, 527 nt
Organism: Labeo rohita (rohu)
Lineage: Eukaryota; Metazoa; Chordata; Actinopteri; Cypriniformes; Cyprinidae
Gene: buc2l
Product: bucky ball 2-like
Exons: 3
Coding region: 29-439 (136 amino acids)
Source: RefSeq, a predicted model, not a curated record
AGAGACUACUGAACUGAAGACCUUUUACAUGAAGAGGACUACUGAGGGCAUCCAUGGUACUCCAAAGAUGACUUUGGGAAGUCAUUUGACAAAAUGCUGUGCUGCUUACCGGGCUAAAUUGAGUGAAGGGACUGGACUGUGUGAAGAUUGCCAAUGCCUUAAUCCCAGCCCUGCUCAAGAUAAAUGUGGUGACCUUGAAUGGAAAAUUUGGGAAAAGAGUGAGGAAGACUGGAUUAACAACCCAAAUCAGAGAUUGCUACAGAGACCGCAGAAAGACAACGCAUGGAAAGCAAGUAUGCAGGUGUCUACAACUGAAAGGAGGAUCCAGAAAAAAGAAAGGAAAGGGUACUCGCAAGAGAUCACACAAGAGGAAGACACAAUGUUUAUGGCUACCAGUGGUCAGUGUGCACACCCUGUGGAGAGCGAGAAGGUGCAUUAAAUAUCACAAACAUUCAAACCCUUUCAUCACUCAAAUACUCACAUGUAUGAUUUUUACGCAGUAAUUUAAUAAAGUACUAAUAACUGAA